UGCAGCCAUCUAGGCAAGUAAGGCAACUCACACCAGACGGUUGCGAGUCAUAGUGUCCCGCGAUUAUACCCUCCUGCCAAGAUCACUGUAGCGGCGACGUUAUCACAUAUCCCCCAUCAGGCCCCACGCGGAGCCUCGACAGCAGAAAACGUACAUAUACUUCCUUAGUGCCGUCGGGCAUGCUAUCUUCGUCUUUGAACCCUUGCCCGUUUUGAGUUCUGAGUGAUAUUGCAAGCAUCCAAGAUGGGCCAAUUGACAUCGACAUCCAGAGUCACGACCGAUGAGCCGAACCAAGAAAGCAUCAGAACUCUCUAUGACGAACUCCGAAAAGGGAAGCUCCAAGUCCCAAAUCCUCCUGGUAAUAACAUCCUCUUCAUCCCAGCCAGUGUAUUUGACGAGAAAAUUACGGCCGAACGCGUCCUGGCCAUCGCGGGACCGUCAUCCAAGCUAUGCGAUUCCUACCGGGCGGAACUUAUUGUUAAGCGGGCAAAAAGGACCAUUGCCAUCCUCGUUCUCAGUGGUUGUGAGAAGAUCGUCUACGACCUGUUGAUCCGCGACGGCAUGGUCGAUUCUGAUCUCCCGUUGUCCCCUUCGAGCCCUGAUGGCACCAUUUUACGCUCGGCGGGACCUCAGAAACAAAGGAUAUUCACAUCAUUCGAGAAGCUGUCCCCACGCGAGGUCGAUGGUUUUUGCCGGGACCAGUGGCUUGCUCUAGCACCAAAGUUCGGUGACAUCAAAGAUCACAAGGAGCUCGAUUCGAACUACCCGUUGCCAUUUUGCGACAAGGAAAUCAUGGCGUCCACCAUGUUCAGCACCGUAUUUCGGGCGACGCUGCAUCCCGCACACCAUGCCGAAACAGCCGAGAAGGAUGGAAUACAAGUCGCCGUCAAGGAGCUCAAGGACGAGAACCAAUUCAAGCAAGAAAGAAGCAAUCUGACGAUAACCGCAAGCCUGAACAACUCCCAUAUCAUCAAGCACAUUGCCACCUACGAGGUUAAAAACACAAACGGCACCACCACAUACUCCAUAAUCUUCCCCCUGGCAAGCGGCGGCAACCUCCAAACAUUCUGGGACACCGAGGAGCCACGGACCCCCGAGCUCAGACAGUGGUCGCUCGAGCAGAUCCUCGGCCUCGCUACGGCCAUCCGCGAUCUCCACAUGGGCUUCCAAGGCGAGAAGCACUGCCGCCACGGCGACCUCAAGCCGCUCAACCUCCUCCACUUCAAGGACCCGUCUUCAAAGGGCCUCGGCCGUCUCGUCCUCGGAGACCUCGGCAUCUCCAAGAUCCACGAGCAGGUGACAGCAGACCGCAAGUGCGCAACGCAAACCCGCGCCACCACGCCGCACUACGAGCCGCCCGAGGCGCGCGGGAUCCGCAACGACAAUGACAGCAGCAGCAACGACAACGACAAGGACAAAAACGGCAGCGCGGCGGCAGGCCAAGACCAAGGCAAACCCUGGUCGCGCAAAUACGACAUGUGGUCGCUGGGCUGCAUCUUCCUGGAGUUUGCCGUCUGGCUGUUCAGCGACGUUGGCACGCUGGACAAGUUCAGGAAGCGCCGCGGAUCGGGGACCUUUUACAAGGUCCUGCCUGCCGAGGCGGACGGCGGUGAGGAGCAGGUCGUGGUCUGCCCCGUGGCGCAGGGCGUUCUUGAGCAGCUGCGGGCGGGCUUUCGUGGAGACAAGGACGACGCUGCGGCUGCGCCCGGGCCGUGGGAGAGGUUUGUGGAUCUUAUUGAGGGGGAGCUGUUGAUUCCGGAGGCUGAGCGUCGCUGUGGUGCGGAUAGGCUUGUUGCUGAGCUGGAGCGGAUCGUUGAGGAUGCGAGGCGGGAUCCUAUGGGGGAGUUUUAGGGGGUGUUUGACUCUCUCGCACGUAUCCCUUCUGCUACUCCUUCUACCGCUCCUUCUGCGGGGCAUUAGGGGUAGCUAGAGAGGACUCAAAGGCGAGUGAGUGACUGUACUAUUAGUGUUCAAAGGUAGGGGGGAGGCCUAGCAGUAUACGCG
Chaetomium fimeti is the source of this 2004-nucleotide messenger RNA. RefSeq names its product kinase-like domain-containing protein. The record is from RefSeq and is a predicted model, not a curated record. The transcript has a single exon. Gene Ontology annotation, biological process: peptidyl-threonine phosphorylation; peptidyl-serine phosphorylation. Bases 244 to 1851 code for a protein of 535 amino acids. Gene Ontology annotation, molecular function: protein serine/threonine kinase activity; ATP binding. Lineage: Eukaryota; Fungi; Ascomycota; Sordariomycetes; Sordariales; Chaetomiaceae.